AGCCCAGAACACCCGGGAUGCCGCUGCUGGGCGACCUCAGCGCAGGAGGAGGGUCCUGCUGGCUAGGAGUUAAUUAGCCCGGCACAGUGCGGGGGGAGUCGCCAGUUUUCCCGGGACACUGGCUUCAGUCACUGGCUGCUACCGUACUCCUACCCAGGGGAGUUCAGCAAGAGUUGGAUGCAUUCUGGGUUGUUAGCCGCGGUCCGCUGGGCUCCCGGGAGCCUUUUCCUGGUGGAAAUCAGGGGGCGUCUGGCAAGGGAACCAGCGGCUUGCUGAGACUCAACAUGACGCUCCUGGGUUCUGAGCAUUCUUUGCUGAUUAGGAGCAAGUUCAGAUCAGUUUUACAGUUACGACUUCAACAGAGAAGGGCCCAGGAGCAACUGACUAACCAAGGCAUAAUACCACCACUGAAAAGUCCAACCGAAUUCCAUGAACAAAGGAAAAACCUGGAUAGUGACAAGACUGAGGACCACCUGAAGCACAAGGUCAGAAAUAGAUCCACACGUGCCAACUUGGUUAAUAUGCACAUACUCCAAGCCUCCGCCGCAGAGAGGUCCAUUCCGACUGCUCAGAUGAAGCUGAAAAGAGCCCGACUUGCCGAUGAUCUUAAUGAAAAGAUCGCUCUCCGGCCAGGGCCCCUGGAGCUGGUGGAGAAGAAUAUACUCCCCGUUGAUUCUGCUGUGAAAGAGGCCAUAAAAGGUAACCAGGUGAGCUUCUCCAAGUCAGCAGACGCAUUUGCCUUUGAAGAGGACAGCAGCAGCGAUGGGCUUUCUCCAGAGCAGACUCGAAGUGAAGACCCUCAGGGCUCCACAGGAUCCCCAGCAGACACUAAAGCUGUGGAGACCCCUCUGGCAGGCCCUCUGGGGACAAUCCAGGAUCUUGCUUCUGGCUCAGAAAAUGACAGGAAUGACUCAGCAUCGCAGCCAGGCAACCAGUCGGACGCUGGGAAGCAGGGCCUGGGCCCCCUCGGCACCCCAAUGCCCGUGCAUGCUGCUGUCAAGUCUAAGUCCUUGAGUGACAGUAAGAACCGCCACAAAAAGCCCAAGGACCCUAAGCCGAAGGUGAAGAAGCUCAAGUAUCACCAGUACAUCCCCCCAGACCAGAAGGCCGAGAAGUCCCCCCCGCCCAUGGACUCGGCCUACGCCCGGCUGCUCCAGCAGCAGCAGCUUUUCCUGCAGCUCCAGAUCCUGAACCACCAGCAGCAGCGGCACCACUUCAGCUACCACGGGGCCCAGCAGGCUCCGCUCAGGGAAACGAGCGAACAGAUGAUGCGAAAUUCAAACACUCCUUCAACACCAUUAAGCAACACUCCUUUGUCUCCUGUCAAAAACAGUUUUUCUGGGCAAACUGGUGUUUCUUCUCUCAAGCCAGGCCCACUUCCAUCGAACCUGGACGAUCUGAAGGUCUCUGAGUUAAGACAACAGCUCCGAAUACGGGGCUUGCCAGUGUCAGGCACCAAAACCGCCCUCAUGGAACGGCUGCGGCCCUUCCAGGACUGUUCUGGAAGCUCUGUGCCGAACUUCGGUGAUAUAACGACCGUCACCUUUCCUGUUACGCCAGCCAGCACUCUGCCUAAUUACCAGUCCUCCCCUUCCACCAGCGCCUUAUCCAAUGGCUUCUACCACUUCGGCAGCACCAGCUCCAGCCCACCCAUCUCCCCUGCCUCGUCAGACCUCUCGGUCGCCGGGUCCCUGCCGGACACCUUCAAUGACGCCUCUCCCUCCUUCGCCCUGCACCCGUCCCCAGUGCACGUCUGCGCGGAAGAAAGCCUCAUGAGCAGUCUGAACGGAGGCUCUCUGCCCUCAGAGCUGGAUGGGCUGGACUCGGAGAAGGACAAGAUGCUAGUGGAGAAGCAGAAGGUGAUAAAUGAGCUCACCUGGAAACUCCAGCAAGAGCAGAGGCAGGUGGAGGAGCUGAGGCUGCAGCUUCAGAAACACAAAAGGAGCAGCUGCUCGGAGAAGAAGCCCUUGCCUUUCUUGGCUGCCCCCAUCAAGCAGGAAGAUGCUGUCUCCAGCUGUCCUUUUGCAUCCCAGCAGACAUCUGUGAAAAGGCAAAGCUCCAGCUCCGAGGGUCAGCAGACCACCUGUGAAGCUGCUCAGCUCCUCCCCCUGGGGAGCGCGCACUGUGCAGAGUCCUCACAGACCAACGUUCUUUCCUCCACCUUCCUCAGCCCCCAGUGCUCCCCUCAGCACUCCCCCCUCGGGACAGUGAAGAGCCCACAGCACAUCAGCCUGCCCCCAUCGCCCAACAACCACUACUUCUUACCCUCAUCUUCCGGCGCUCAGGGAGAAGGGCACAGUGUCUCCUCACCUGUCGGCAGCCAGGUGUGCACUGCUCAGAACUCAGGAGUACACGAUGGCCGUCCUCCAAGCUUCUCCCCGCAGCCUUCCAGCCUCCACCCACCUUUCCCUGGAGCCCAGGCAGACAGCAGUCAUGGUGCUGGGGGCAACACCUGCCCCCAAAGCCCAGGUGUACAGCAAAAGAUUGCUGGUUUACACUCUUCUGAUAAGGCAGGACCAAAGUUUCCAGUCCCAUCCCCAACUUUUCCUAAGUCAAGCUCAGCAGUUUCAGAGAUAACACAGCCUCCUUCCUACGAGGACGCAGUGAAGCAGCAGAUGACUCGGAGUCAGCAGAUGGAUGAACUCUUGGACGUCCUCAUUGAAAGUGGAGAAAUGCCUGCUGACGCCAGAGAGGAUCAUUCCUGUCUUCAAAAAGUCCCAAAGAUCCCCGGGCCUUCCCGAAGCCCUACUGCUGCUCUCCCCAAGCCUUCAGCCUCUUUUGAACAAGCUUCUGCGGGAGGCCAACCCUCCUUUGAUCACUAUGCCACUGAAAAUGACGAGCACCUUGAAGUCUUACUAAACUCCCAGAGCCCCUUAGGAAAAGUGAGUGAUGUCACCCUCCUAAAACUUGGGAGUGAGGAGCCCCAGUUUGAUGGGAUCAUGGAUGGGUUCUCCGGAAAGGCUGCAGAAGACCUCUUCAAUGCGCACGAGAUCUUGCCAGGCCCUCUCUCCCCCAUGCAGACUCAGUUUUCACCCUCUUCUGUAGACAGCAAUGGGCUGCCAUUAAGCUUCACUGAAUCUCCUUGGGAGACCAUGGAGUGGCUGGACCUCACUCCACCAAGCUCCACACCAGGCUUUGGCUCCCUCGCCACCAGCGGCCCCAGCAUCUUUAACAUUGAUUUCUUGGAUGUCACGGAUCUCAAUUUGAAUUCCCCCAUGGACCUUCACUUACAGCAAUGGUAGAAUGCUGAUACAACAGAGCUAAGGAAGACCAAUAAGAAUUCCAUGGGGGAAAGCAUACAACCACGAAUACUUUCAUUAUUAAAAAAAAAAAAGAGAGAGAGAGAGAGAAGGGAAUUAAAAAUAAGCCAAUAGAGACUUCUGUGACAAUCAGCAAGAACAAAUAGGAUAUAUAUUUUGUUGUUGGUAGUUGCCAUCGAGUCGAUUCCGAUAAACAUAUAUUAAUAUUUACCAACAAUCAGUGGCUGAUAAUAAUUUCAGCAAUGCAUUAAAAUUGUGUUUUCUCAGACUAUGAAUGCCAAAAAAAUUUUUUACUGCCUUUAAAACACCAGUAGUUUUUUUACCCCAUACUUUUCUCAGGCAUUGUUGGGGCAUAAUUUCACAUUGUAUAUUGUUCUUAUGAAAACAAUUAGACAUAAUGUGGAAAGAAAAUGUCAGCUACUCUGAGAGUACAGAGAAAGUCCACCCAACAAAGGUCAUGAAAGGUAUGUCCUUGAUGUAGGCUGCUGCUCAUCUCUCUAUCACCUGUCUCAGAACGGAAGCCACAUAUAGCUUCAGUUAGGGAAUUCUUGAGGCAGAAGAGAGGGAUAGAACCAACCCAUUCCUAGGAAAACAAAGUCAACUCAGUGUCCCUCAGCCACAAAGCUACCCGCUGAUGUGGCUCCGAUCCUGUACUUAGGACUCUUCGGUCACCGAUAACAGCCUGCAUUUAGUCCAGACAAGCGCACCCAGAGCUUCCCUCUUUUUCAACCCAUAGCCAAAUCACUCCUGCUGUCUCUGAGGUGCUAAGCAUGGUGGAACAAGGGAGGAUCCUAAAGCAAGGAAAACUCCUGCUAUGAAAAAAGAUACGUUGGGUUCUCCUACACAACCUCUUUAGUUCCAAAGACUAGAGGUUUCCGCGUAGGCAAACCUGAAGGAUAUUUCUAGGCAUAAGAAGCAAUAUCAGGGAAAAUUCAGACAGGACUAGAGAACAGCACAGUUUUACAUGUCAUGGGAAUAAAUUCCAUGGUCUAUUCUAACAGGACUGUUAUUUAUGGGGGUCCAACUUCUUUUUCUGUUUUCCUUUUUUUGAGUCGGGGGGAGCUCCACUUCAGUUUACUUUCCUCCCACUUCACUUGUCUUUCUAGAUAGCAAUCCUCUCUUGCUCCUCUUUAGACUUUCUUUGUUUCUUUUCCUGCCCCAACACUGGGAGGGGAGGACUCCUCAGAUCUAACAAGCUGUCAUACUCCUGAAAAAGCCAUUUUCUAAAAAGUUGACAAUCCAGGUUCUCCUGGAGAACUCACUCUCCACCUGCAUAAUUUGCUACAAAAUGAAGUCACAAGAAUUUCCUUAGGAAAUUCUCGUCAGUCACAAAGCGCAUUCCACCCUCAUUUGAUGUAGAGCAAUCAUCGAUUUGUGUUGCUCUGGAGAAAUUGGAAAUCAUUAUAUCGUAAAAAUAAAUAUGGUGAUAUUUAUGGGGAGAGUAUGUUGGGUCUCGGUCUCUUCAAGAAAACACAAUUGCAUGUUGAAAAUGACGGACAGAAAAGAGACAGUGGUCUAAUGUGCUUCCCUCAUUACCUCUCUUGCUGUGGCUGGGAGGUGAGAACACUCAGAUUGUAGGACAGUCUCUCAAAAGCUCACUGUGGCUCAUGUCACCAUCUUAGAGUGUUGCAUGCUGUAGAAAGUAGCUAUUGCUGUGGUUUUCUGUUCUGUUUUUUAAUUUUUAUUUAAAUCACUACAGCACUGUUUUCUUCUUCUGUAAAAAAGAAAAUGUUGUUCACUGUGCACUUCUAGAGAAAAUAAUCAAAAAUGUUGUGAUUUUAGAAGUUCUCUUUUUGACAAACCAAAGAUUUAGAAGAAGUCAUUCCAUUGUUAACUUGUAAAUGUGUGUGAACACAGAGUGUUUUUGAUGACUGCUACUCUGAAAGUUGCCAGUUCUUAUUCUAGGGGAGAAAGGCACACUGAGACACACACACGUGUAUAUGGACAUAUACACGUGUGUGUGUGUGUGUCCUGCAUAGCAGCGUUACAGAGUUAUAUGCCAAAAGCUUUUAACCCUCGAUCUGCUGUGAAAUGGUACUUGGACUUUCUCACUGAGAACUCCUGAUUAAUCAACCAGACUACACAUUGCCUCUCUGUGUGUGACGAAUGGCUCCAACCUGAUGACUCACAGCCACUUGCUUACCAUGAACAAGCUCAUCUUGGCAAUGAAUAUGGAUGUGAAAAGCAGAACGCCUUCGCCAUUCGUAGCUGGAAAUGGUAACACCGUCUCUUGUAGGAGCAUCUAAAAGGAACAUGAAAAUCGUUUUACAUUCCUUGAUCUGCACUGUGCUCUAAAAGAUCCACAUGGUCAAUUUUUUUUUUUUAUUUUGCUUCCACGUCUGUCAUCAGAACCAGAUAUCGAGAUGGAAAAAUCACCAGUCUUUUCUCCGAAGAUGAAGCUAUGGCAAGAAAGCCUUAUUAACAUGUUCCUCACAUUUGUUGAUUCCCUAGAUAUUGAAGUUUUUCUUGGAUCCUGACAAAGCUUGCUGGUCAGUACAUUUUUCCAUGUGCUGUGUUUUGCUCUGUAUAUGUUUUUUCUUUUUCCUUACUUCCUGUGGAAAGCAGAGGUACGCAGUGUCCCUGCUCUGAGACUCUGAUCUCAGUGUUAAUUUAUUUUUUUCCCUUUGGGUAUUUCUAUCUGAAAGGCUAGACCUGGGUAACAGGCCUCUGUAUAUUGCAAUCCUGUACACUUUUGUGGGAUCUUUUUAGGGUAUUAGCUGGGACUGAUAUACACACCUCACAGUAUGUUUGGUCUAAGCAAAAGAUAAGAUGGUUCCUAUUUGCUACUGCAGACCAACAUAGUUAACACAGCAGGUCCCAUGCUUACUGUUCCUGGCCUCCUCCCACAGUUUCCACACACUGUAGUCAUCCUAUUCUUCAUAACUGAAAAGUUUGGCUUUGGGGAAAAAUGGGAGACAUGGGAGAAAUCUGAUGAAGCCAGCUGCUCCCCGUGAAACACAUAAUCUAUACUAGUCAAUCCAUCUCCUAUGGGGGGGGGUGUAUUUUGAGUUUCUUUAAACCGCUAGUUGUGUCCUCUUUUAUGGUCAUGAAUUGGGCAUAACUAGAAGAUGUACAGAGACUUAUGAAGGUGGCCAUGGUCAAGUUUCUUAAUGCUCUUAGAGCCUGAAGACCACAUUCCAUUUUCCUAACACCCCUGGGACCCACAUGAUGAAGCUGACCUGCAGAUGCUGGCCGCCAUUCCCCAAGCUGCUGCAGUCAUAGUCGUAGUUAUCCUAUGGAGCCAGAAAAUCCAUUCGUGCAAGCGCUUUCAGUAAGCCAGUGCCCAUUAGUGGUGGCCUACCUCUACGUUAUUGGGAUGGCGCACAUCGCAAGGCGGAGAGAGACAAGGAGGAAGGGAGGGAGGGAGGAAAGAAGGAAGGACGGAAAGGAGGGGAGCAAGAGGGUGAACUUCGUGAUCUAUGAGCCUCUCAGAUCAGCUAAGAUGUUGCAUUAUGAAAAUUGAGUCAGUAUUUUUUGGAUGAGAAGCUAUUCUUAAUAAUGCAAUAAUUGCACUGGUAAAUAAGAACUCCAAGAGAGGCCCCGCCUCUAGUUAAGUCUGUGAACUGGCAGCCUUUUUACUUUCAAAUACACUUAUUUUCCAUCUGAACAAAAGAAUCAACAAAACCUACCCUAAGCACUGGAGGCAUUCCUUUCAAAAAAUACUUAUUUUAAACUUGAUCAGUUCUUCCAGAAACAGAUUCUGGUCUGGCUGCAAACACCCACAUCAAAUUUACUCAUCCAAUGGACAACUAUUUGAUGCCUACCAUAUAUAAAGCACACAAAUCUUCAGAUACCCAAUACCACAUUGACCCAGGUGUCCCAAUAACUGAUCACAUUUUGAAUGUCUGGGGAGUUACAGUUUCUAUAAUCAAGAACACCGGGAACUUCCCAGUCUUCAAACUAGAAACCCUUUAUGCUAUCAUCAAAAGAAGGCUUAGUUUUUCCAGAAGGGAGAGUGAAGCUCCUCUCUUCAGCUGAAAGCUGUCUCCCACAUUCUUUUCUUGGCUCUCUCUCUAUGGUGAAAUGGCUGCCGUGUAUCACCCAGGGGGAUCUUUUAUCUUCUACCACUUCAACCAUCUGUGUGAAUUUUAGAGCGUCUUAUCUUUCCCAGAUUUAGAAGUUCCCUGAAAAUUGGAGCUAAGGAAAUAUUUUUUGUCCUACCCCAGGCCCCACCCUUCAUAACAAGCUCUCUGAGACAAAAGGGAGAGCUGGUAGGGGAGGAAGUGUCCAGGUCGCCUUGAUCUCUUAAGCGAAAGCAGUGUGAAGAUGGUUUAGCCUUCCCCUUGAGGGGGCUGCUGCAUUCCUCACAGUGAACGGCCCACCAUAGAUGACAGACAGAACUUAGAGGGAAAAGAGUUUGGGGAUUCAUUUUUCAUACAUUUAGUAGAAACCAGCAGAAUGGCUCAGAUGCUAAAACUGCUGGAGCUUUACUAGACAGGUAAAAACAGAGCCCAGGGCACGAAACAGGAUGGUCCUAGAGCUCUGAGAGUGGGUCAGGCUCUGUCUAAAGGGUUGGGUUCAAUUCCUGCCUCUACAUUUUCAGAGGAGCCUGGCGAGGGUAAGGCUAUCCACGGGAAGAUGAUUUUAAGAUAGUAAAGAUACAGGGGAGUCCCUGGGUGGUACAAACGGUUAACAUGCCUGGCUGCUAACCGAAAGGCUGGAGGUUCAAGUCCACCCAGAGGCACCUCGGAAGAAAGCCCUGGUGCUCUACUUUAAAAAAACAAGCCAUUGAAAACCAACACACGUGGGGUCGCCAUGAGUUGGCACCAACUCAAUGGUAACUGGUUAAAAAAAAGAGAUCUGAGAAGAAUUUUGCUAUCAUCUACCAGGAAAUUGUAGUAGGAUCCAUCAGGUUCAAUAAUACGUGAAUCAGUUUCCUUCUGACUAUAGGAUCUGUGACUGUCCCUCUGCGUUAAGACGACAAGUCCUUGAAUGUCUCCCGUGCUCCUUGGGGCCAGCUGCUCCCGUCGUGGGUGCUGGAGGGCGUGGGUUUCCUGUAAAGGGUUUAACAGUCCUGAGUGUUUGUGACAAGAGCAAGCGUGGCGAUGGGGAUCCUGGAUGCUAUUCUGAUGUUUUUGAAAGGAAGGGAACCCACACCGCUCCCCAGAGCUCCUUUCCAAGGGUCCUGCAGGGAGGAAGGAGGGCAAUGUAUUACAGGAUGCUUCAAGUUCACCCUCAGCUAGACACAGAUUUGCUUUACAAAGAAACCAAAAGAGCAAGCAUUUGUUCUCUGCUACGGCCUGUGUGGUGUGUUCGUGUCGGUCUUCUUUGCUCAACUCUACAUAAUCAGAGACAAAUGUGGGUUACCAGGAGGAGAAGGGAAGCAAUGGCUAAAAUACCAAAGUUGGCAUGUGUUCUUUUUAAAAUAUAUAUAUAUAUAUAUUUUUAAAUAAAAUGUUUAUUUUAAAAAGAGAUGAAAGUUUUUCUUCACUGUGUGUUGUACUAGACACUUGGCUAUACACCCUUUAUAUGUCGGUUUUGAUUUGUUUUUUCCAUUUUAUCCUCACAACAGCACCAUGAAGCAGUCCUGUUAUUUUACCCAUUUUACACAUAAAGAAACUGAGGCUCCGCAAGGCUAAAUAGUCUAAACCAAAAAAAAACCAAACCCACUGCCGUCGAGUGGAUUCCGACUCAUAGCGACCCUAUAGGACAGAGCAGAACUGCCCCAUACAGUUUCCAAGGAGCACCUGGUAGAUUUGAACUGCCGACCUCUUGGUUAGCAGCCAUAGCACUUAACCACUACGCCACCAGGGUUUCCAUAAAUAGUCUAAAGUUACCAAAAAACCAAACCUGUUGCCAUCUAGCUGACUCCAACUCAUGACAACCCCAUGUGUGUCAGAAUAAAAUUGUGCUCCACAGGGUUUUCAGUGUCUGUGAUCUUUUUGACAUAGAUUGCCAGGCCUUUCUUCCAGGCACGUCUAGCUAAAAAAUGGCAGGGCCAGGAGUCAAAGCCCACGAUCUCAAGUGUUACAAAUCCUCUGGUCAUACCAAUAAAAUGAGAAAUUCUGUGAAGCAGAACAGACUCUCGAGCCACAUCUA
This is a messenger RNA of Loxodonta africana (African savanna elephant), 9299 nucleotides long. It is a transcript of the gene MYOCD, whose product is annotated as myocardin. NCBI's taxonomy places the organism in Eukaryota, Metazoa, Chordata, Mammalia, Proboscidea, Elephantidae. Gene Ontology annotation, molecular function: transcription coactivator activity. Gene Ontology annotation, biological process: smooth muscle cell differentiation; cardiac muscle cell differentiation; positive regulation of transcription by RNA polymerase II. The record is from RefSeq and is a predicted model, not a curated record. Gene Ontology annotation, cellular component: nucleus. The transcript is spliced from 14 exons. Bases 285 to 3242 code for a protein of 985 amino acids.